Messenger RNA from Actinia tenebrosa (Australian red waratah sea anemone), 751 nucleotides. RefSeq names its product lactadherin-like. NCBI's taxonomy places the organism in Eukaryota, Metazoa, Cnidaria, Anthozoa, Actiniaria, Actiniidae. The record is from RefSeq and is a predicted model, not a curated record.
GGGUGUCUGUGAGCUGAAUAGCGCUACGCAUGCGUCACAUCCGGGAGACUAUGUUCCCUCUGAUAAUGGCAGCUUUCUGUUGUAUAUCUUUCGUUCCGCUAAGUUUUGUGAUGACUCGUUAUGUACUGGGGAUCAAGUGUGUCUUUUAGAAAAAGAUGGCGUCACUCGACAGUGUAAAGCCUGUGCAAGUCCUCUAGGGAUGGAAGAUCGCUCGAUCCCAGACUCUGCUCUCUCGGCCUCUUCUUCGUAUGGUCAUCAGAGUAAUCCAAGUUUUUGGGCAAAAGACGGGCGUUUAAAUAUCAUAUCUUCCUGGGCUCCUUCAUCUCUUAGCGUCGGGCAGUAUCUACAAGUAGAUUUGGGUCAAGUUAAGAUUGUAACAAAAAUCGCAACACAGGGAAGACCCGGCGAUCAAGUCAAAUAUGUGACGAAAUACAAGAUCAAAUGGAGCAUUGAUGGACAGACAUGGGAGGACCAUAAAGAGAAUGACGUUGUCAAGGUGUUUAAUGGGAACUUUGACCAAAAUUCAGUCGUAACUAACAGCUUUCAACCGAAAAUAAUGUCUCGAUACAUCCGACUGGUUGUGCAGGAGUGGUUUGAUUAUAUUAAUCUACGAAUGGAGCUGUACGGAUGUUGACUUGGAUAAGAAUCGAAAACUUAAGGCUGCCUACUAUUGAACGUUCGCAACCAUACCUUACUACUAUACUGUUCAGUUUUAUAGUUAAUCUUAGAUCUUUAUUUUAUACUUUUGAUU